GUCAGCAUUCACCGCAAGCUCUCACUCCCUUGAGUUGAAGAGUGCACACUUUUUCUAUUCUCAUCAGAUCCAAAGGUCGAAACAAAACGAGCCGGCGAAAUGACAUCCCUCGAAGCUAUCAAGUACGUGAGAGGCGAGCUCCAGGUUUUGGAUCAACUGAAGCUGCCCCACGAAUUCGUCUACGACAAUGUCUCGACUUGCGAAGAAGCUUUCGAUUGCAUCAAGUCUAUGCGGGUCAGAGGCGCACCAGCAAUUGCAAUUGUGGCAGCACUCGCACUGGCUGUUGAAUUGGAGCACAAAAAAGAUGGUACCACGCAAAAGUUAGACACCAUCAAAUACAUUAAUUCAAAACUCGACUACCUGAUGUUGAGUCGUCCAACAGCCGUUGACCUCUCGAAUGCCAUCAAACUCCUCAAGAAGAAGUCCGCCGAUACCGCUGCCAACUCCCUUACCCCUGACCAGACACUUGCUUGCGCGGAUAUCCGACUAUCGUACAUUGAAGGUGCGGAGAAGAUACUGGAGGAUGAUCUCACAACGAACUUGGCUAUUGGAAGAUACGGCGCGGAAUAUCUUCGACGACAGCAGGUGGCAAUCCACACACCAGUCGCCAACGCCGAUUCGUUGAGGUAUUUUACCACAAGUCCUCCAGGAACUCAAGGGGCACCCGAUCAAACAUAUAGAAAGCUGAGUGUUUUGACUCAUUGCAACACCGGCUCCCUCGCAACCUCCGGCCACGGCACAGCCCUAGGGAUAAUCCGCAGCUUGCACAAAAUGAACUACCUCGAUACAGCGUUCUGCACCGAGACCCGACCCUACAACCAAGGCUCCCGCCUAACAGCCUUCGAGCUUGUCUUCGAAAAUAUCCCCUCAACUCUAAUCACCGACUCCAUGGCCGGCGCUCUCUUCGCCCGCCGAAAGGAAGAGAAGAACAUCUCCGCCGUCAUCGUAGGCGCCGACCGCGUCGCCCGCAACGGCGACACAGCCAACAAGAUCGGGACAUACAGCCUCGCCGUGCUCGCCAAGCACCACGGCAUCAAGUUCGUGGUCGCUGCGCCGACGACGAGUAUCGACCUGUACACCGAAUCCGGCGCUUCAAUCAAGAUCGAAGACCGCACAGGGACGGAACUCACUCAGAUCAGUGGCGCUGUCGUAGGCAAACUAGAUGGAAAAGUAGAUGUCAAUCAUACAGAGAGGGUAGCGAUCGCGGACCAGCAAAUCAAUGUCUGGAACCCCUCGUUCGACGUCACGCCCCGUGAGCUGAUCGAUGCUAUUAUCACCGAGAAAGGCGAGGUGGUGCGCAGCUCGAAGGGGACGUUUAAUUUCAAGGGUCUGAUGCCGCAACGGUGGCGGGAGCAGGUUGAAGGGAGCGAUGAGAGCCAGGCGACGAUGAAUAGUGCUGGUAGCCAGGGUCUGCAGACGCCGAUGAGCGAGGAGAGCACGCAGUUUUACAUGGAAAGUAUAUAGAAGUGUGGCUGGGGGUGGGAAGUGAAGUGUGGUUUCUUGGGACGGUGGAUGGGAGAGGAUGAUGGGGAUGACUUCAUGUUGAUAUUGUUUUGCACUCGGUGCUACUACAAAAGGGAUACACUAGACGAUAGAUUGCGAGAAUUCAACUUCUUGCCAGGCUUAACAGCUUAGACACAACGAAAACAAUUAUUUACUGCAGCG
Molecule: messenger RNA, 1665 nt
Organism: Hyaloscypha bicolor E
Lineage: Eukaryota; Fungi; Ascomycota; Leotiomycetes; Helotiales; Hyaloscyphaceae
Product: Methylthioribose-1-phosphate isomerase
Exons: 4
Coding region: 100-1464 (454 amino acids)
Molecular function (GO): S-methyl-5-thioribose-1-phosphate isomerase activity
Source: RefSeq, a predicted model, not a curated record